Molecule: messenger RNA, 798 nt
Organism: Stegastes partitus (bicolor damselfish)
Lineage: Eukaryota; Metazoa; Chordata; Actinopteri; Pomacentridae
Product: glycerol kinase-like
Exons: 7
Biological process (GO): glycerol metabolic process; glycerol-3-phosphate biosynthetic process; triglyceride metabolic process
Cellular component (GO): mitochondrion
Molecular function (GO): glycerol kinase activity
Source: RefSeq, a predicted model, not a curated record
ACGUGUGAAAGCCGCGACCGAGCGACCGACCGCCCGUCUUUGGCUGAGCCUGAGCCGCUUUGCCGGUGCUGCUAAUCGGUUUCUUGCCCAGUUCCGUGCCUAAGCUCCGGAGCUGCCCAUGAACGGCACCAUGGCCGCGUCCUCACACCGGAUAAUGCUGGGGCCGCUGGUUGCUGCCAUCGACCAGGGGACGAGCUCCACCAGGUUCUUGGUGUUCAAUUCAAAAACAGCAGAGCUCCUCAGCCACCAUCAAGUGGAAAUCAAACAGAGCUUCCCCAAAGAAGGAUGGGUCGAGGAAGAUCCCAACGAAAUCCUGCAGUCGGUAUACGAGUGUAUGGAGCGGACGUGUGAAAAACUGACACAGCUCAACAUCGACAUCUCAAACAUUAAAGCUAUCGGAGUGACCAACCAACGAGAGACCACGCUGGUUUGGGACAAAGAGACCGGGGAGCCCCUCUACAAUGCAAUCGUGUGGCUGGACCUGCGAACUCAAUCAACAGUUGAAAGUCUUAUUAACAAAACUCCAGGAAGGAACAAGAACCACUUGAAGCAUAAAACCGGGCUCCCCAUCAGCACUUACUUCAGCGCCGUCAAACUUCGCUGGCUGAUGGACAACGUGAAAGAGGUCCACGAAGCCGUCGUGUCUCACCGCGCCAUGUUCGGCACCGUCGACUCCUGGCUCAUCUGGUGUUUGACAGGAGGCAAGUCAGGCGGAGUCCACUGCACUGACGUGACCAACGCCAGCAGGACCAUGCUGUUUAAUAUUCACACCAUGGACUGGGACCCAGAACUCUGCAA